Messenger RNA from Amaranthus tricolor (Joseph's coat), 872 nucleotides. RefSeq lists its product as uncharacterized. The record is from RefSeq and is a predicted model, not a curated record. Gene Ontology annotation, biological process: regulation of DNA endoreduplication. Lineage: Eukaryota; Viridiplantae; Streptophyta; Magnoliopsida; Caryophyllales; Amaranthaceae. The transcript has a single exon. The coding region runs from base 147 to 575 and encodes 142 amino acids.
ACCACAUCCACCUCCCCUAACCUUCUUUAUUUCAUUGUUUGUUUCUUUCUUUCUUUCCCUAGAUUAUACACUAAGCUACUUGUCUCUUUCUUUCCCUAAUCUAUCUAUCUAAACAAAACCCACCAUUUUACAUAUUCUCCAAAUCCAUGUCUACAGAUCUCAAUUCCAAUUCUCCCAUCAUGAUGAUCAUCAUUGAUCAAACGGUCCAAAACCCAUCAUCAAAUCAACACAAAAAACCCAAUAAUCCAAUCUCAUCAGAUCAAUCAAAAAACCAAUCAGAUCAUGUAAAGAAAGAGAUCAUGAUCAAAGAUCAGACGGUGGUGGAUGAUUCAUCAACACCCACAUCUGAUGAGAAUAAGAUCCCGGCCCCACAUAGCCCACCACCUGCGCCGCGUAAGAGAAGAUAUGAUUCAAACAUAGCAUGCAGAAAGAAAUUGGAUUUUAUUGAUCAACAAAAAUACCCACAAUUAAUUAUUCCUAAAGAUGAAGAUCUUCAACAAUUUUUUGCUUCUAGUUUUGAACAAAUUCAAUCUCGUAAGCUACUUAAAAGGAGAUGUUCUUGUAUUUCUUCCUAAAAAAGGCAGUUCGAUAAUCGUAAAAAACGAUACUCCGAUGCAUAAAAGGACAGUCUGAGACACAAAGCGUUCCCCAGAAAAAAAAGGUUUACACAACAACGACAUCUAAACCGGUGCGCUAGACUAUUAAUCAUAUAAAUUUAAAGUUUUUGAUUUGUUUUUUCUUUAAUAUUUGUAUUUAGAUCAAUAUUAUAGUUUUAUUUUAUUUACACGAAUUAGAUUAUUUGAAGUAAUAAUUAAUUAUGAAUGUAACGAUCUCAGUUACUAUAUAUAUUUUCAGAUCAUUUUUUGGUUUUA